This is a messenger RNA of Symbiodinium sp. CCMP2592, 5862 nucleotides long. NCBI's taxonomy places the organism in Eukaryota, Dinophyceae, Suessiales, Symbiodiniaceae. The record is from the annotation of a GenBank genome assembly.
AUGGCUUCUAACGGGACGGAAGCCACGAGCGAGUCUCCAGCUGAGACUACGUGGACGCAAGAGCCGCAAGCUGCUGGCUGGUGGACAGGCUGGCAAGAUUCGGCGAAUGAUUGGUGGGCUUGGCAACGCCCGCAGUGGAACUCCUAUGCAGGAGGCAGUUGGGCGGCUUAUGGCGGCAAUGGCUGGAGCGGCCAAUGGGGACCAUCGUGGUCCGGCGAUCAGGGGCGAGCAAAGCAACAGUCUGCAUCUACGAUGGCGAUGGAGGAAGAUCCCUGGCUGGGCGAAGGCACAGGCUCGCUUGACGAUGGGUCGUCGAGCAAAGCAACUUCGUCAAAAGCUAGUGGCAAAGACUUCAUUCCGGAGUACGACGGCACAGGACCGAUGAGGGAGUACCAGCGGCGAUCACUCAAACAUCCGGACGGUGUGACUCGCUUGCUGGAUCACUUGUGGAAAGAGCUGGAGCCGCUUGAGUUCUUGAGAACGUUUCAGACUCUGGCAGACUUCUACAAGGGCUUUCGCCGCACUCGGGGACAAGAGUUUGUCGCUUAUGACAUGGAGUUUCGGCGGCAUGGACAGAGGCUUGAGGAAAUCCAGGCUGGACUCAGUGGGGUCACGAAGGCUUACUGGUUUCUGGAGAAGGCCGGGCUUUCCCCAGAGCUUAGGAAGCAGGUGGUGGCAGCUGCGGGAGGACAGUAUGAUUACAACAAGCUACGGGCCGCUGUCAUGGCCAUUGUCCCACAGGUGAACAAGGAGGAGGAGAGCUCAGCGGGUGGCAGUGCCAAUCCAGGCAGACAGUGGAGAAAAGCCCCCGCGAAGGUUCACGCCACCGUCGAAGAUGAGAACAUCGGGACAGGGGAAACCGAGGAAGAUAAUGAUGAUAUGAUCCCCGAGGCAUUGGAGGAGGAACUUCAGUGUUUGCUUACGCAGGCAGCUAAGAAAAGAGCUCAGGUGGAAAAAGCGAGGGGUUUCUCGAGCACGGCAAGCAGAAAGAAUGAGACGCCAGAGGCCAGAGCCAAGAGGAUUGCCGAGCUGAAACAGCGCAUGCCUUGCAGCGCGUGCAAAUCGCACGGCCGUACAAGCUACGGCCACUGGCACAGCGAUCCGGAGUGCCCCUUCCGAUCGCAGAAGCCUCCGAAGACUGGUGAAAGCGUCUUAGCCGUGGUCGAAGAGGAGCUCUCGGAUUCCGAUGGAUAUGGACCUCUGGAGGCCAGCAUUUUCAUGACUGAUGCUAGGGAUGUGAGUCUGAGCGAGCCAUUCUGGUGCGCAAGCGCGAUCACGGCGCCAGAAGCGGGCAAAGGUGAGCGCUUCCUGGCAUUGUCUGACACAUGCUGCGCCAGGUCAGUUGCCGGUUUGGUGUGGGCCCAGGAUCACAUUAAGCAUCUACAUCAGAGUGGGAUUGAUGCUUACAUUGUGAAUGAGGCCAGGCCUUUCCGUUUUGGAGCUGGACCACGGAUUUCGUCGGAGUUUAGCAUGGUGAUUCCGUUGAGAGUUCAGGGGGCCGAGUGCACACCAUGGGUGCGAAUCAGUGUCGUGGAUCAAGAGGUCCCACUCCUCUUGAGUAAGAGCGCGCUCAAAGCCUUGGGAGCUCGAUUGGAUUUGGGACAGGCCCAGGUGGAGUUCACCGUCCUUGGAACCACUACCCCUCUGAUAGAGACACCGACUGGUUUGUGCGGGUUCCUUAUCAACCACCCUGAAUACCUCAACUCCGGACCAGGUUUGGAGAGUUUGCCUCCUCGAGAGAUGCUGGAAGGUGAAUUGGAGGUUUGUGUCGACCCACGAUCAAAUGACCAGGGCGAGGUAGGACACCAUGAAUCUGUGCAUGUUGCCAAAGAGGGUGGAGGCAUGUCGGACGGAGAAUACAUGGCUUGUGAACGCUUGGCCAAGGAGCUUCUCAGGGUCGAGGAUUUUUCAUACGAUGCUUUGCAGAGUGUGGUUGAACUUCUACCAUGUAUCAAUCCCAAACAUCAAAGAGCUAUCAACGUGCCUAACGGACGCAUGGCAGGCAUCAUGGCAGGUGCAUGGGCUCACGGGAAGUUCAGUGGAGUGGCAAAAUCUGCUGAGAGAUUUCCUGUGACCAUUCGUUACAUCAAUGAAGCCAUGAAGAGCAGGGUCCAGGCUCCUUGGACCUCCUUCGUCGUGAUGAAGAACAUCAAGACCGCCAUCCACAAGGAUAACCACAACAGGACUGACAGUGCCACAGUCACCGUAUCCUUUGGAGAUUUCAAGGGUGGAGAGUUGUGGGUGGCAGCAGAGGGUUCUGAAUCAGGCGAUAAGCCGACGUAUCGAAAAGGGUUCCGCAUGGCACUCAGCCGUGGACCGGAAACAGGUGGUGUUUGUCGUGCUACACUUCCCGUGCUGAGAGAGAUCUUGAUGACCAGGACCUCUGGGAACACAGUGCGUGUAUGUCAGACUUCACCCGAUGACCAGGUGACCGAGAUCAUCCCCAUGGCGGCAAAGUUCACAGCACCGCGUCGCAAGGAAGAGUACGUGAAUGCUAUCAAUGCGCGGACCAACCUCAGCACAGCAGAGCUGCGGCAGCACGACAUGGAGAGGCUGAAGAAGAUUUGGAUGCUGGUUCGACCGAAGAAGCCCCAGUCGCCAUUGCCGACGGGAUGGAAAAAGAUGGACGUCGAGUCGCUCAAGCAGAUCUACGACGAGCAUGUUCGCCCAGAUCUGGAACGACCCCGGGAUCGACACUGGAUUCGUUGGAAUCGGCCUCAGUUGGUCAUGGAGAUUUCUAUCUGGGAGACGGAGGUGAUGGAGGGGGCCGAGCCCGAAGAGCUCUUCCACGACACUCCUCUGUGUUCUCGCUGCAAGAUACCUAUGUGUGUCCGGACCAACAGGGUCACGAAGACAGACUUCCUGGGAUGUGUUCGGUUCCCAAUGUGCAAGGAAACGCUUCCGCUUCAGUACAAUGGAAUGCCGACCAAGACAGUCAUCGAGCAGCUCGACGAGAAGGACAACAAGAAGGACAAGAAGGGCUAUCCGGAGCCCAAGAGAGGGAUAAUCAGCCAUCGUCGUCCCCCUCCUUCGUUGAGCGAGCAUCGAGGCGGGUCCUCCGAUGGGUCCUGGGCGAUGACAGGGGCUCAGCCGGUGGACGAGACGGAGGCGGAAGAGUCCGCUCCCUUGAUCAAUACCAACCUGACGCCCGAGGAGCUCGAGGUGAUCGCGGAACUUCGGAAGGCCAGAGCGAGUGAGUCAGCCAUUUCUGGUGAAAACGGGAGUCAAGCCGAUGAGAUUUGUAAUGACUCAGAUGGAGAUGAGUUGAUCGAAGACGCUCCAAUGGGCGAUACCGAUGCUCCGAUGAGAACUGGUCUGGCGCACGACGGGAUCAGCUUCGACAUUCCGGCUGGGAGGAGACUGAGUCCUGAGAUUCGGAACGGUUUAAAGAGAGAGCCCAGUCGGUGGGUUGGUCCGGGUUAUAUUGUGGGCAUUCAGGGUCACAACGCCUGGGUCGCCAUAGGUGGUAGGUGUUUUCUGGUGGCGGGAGAGCAUCUGCGUGAGGCCUGUGGAGACGAGAGACAUUACGGGGAUCCCCAGAUCCAGAAGAGCAUUGCCAUGUUUCGUAAAGCCCCUAAAGAAUCUACUUUUGAGGAUCUUACGCGCCAGCAGGACCCCACUGAAGAGCCUAUGGAGGUGGAGCAGCAACCGUUAGUCCAGGAAGUGGCUAGGGAGGUUGGUGAUGUUGAGGAGGGCAUUACCCAACUUCCUCGGGAUCUUGUUCCUUUGGUGGGUAAGCUUGGAUGGCAUGUGGAUGGACAAGGCAACCCGACUUUGGUGAGCUAUCAGUCUUGGGCCUAUCGGACCCCCGAGGAGAGAUAUGAGCCUCAUCGUUUUCCGUAUCGUACUACGUGGGCUAGACAUGAUGGCGAGUGGAUUUGUCUUGAGAAGGAAGUGAAGUGGAUGGAGUUGGAUAACCCCCACGAGUAUCUUCCCAAUGCCCCACUUGAGAUUCUCAUCACUAGUUUCCAAGGAAGGACGAGGAAAGAGGUUUGUUUGGAGGAUGUCCCCGCGGCCAUAAAGAGGAGGAAGGCUGAUGCCCAGGUCCACACCGUUCAACAUGGGAAGGUUUUGGGGAAGAAUAAACUGAAGAAGAUGAUGGAGAAAGAAAUCCCCUAUGAGAAGAUACCCGAGAGUCAGAGAGGUUUGUACAAGGAGGCGGAAGAGAAGGAGUGGGCUAGUUGGCGACAGUAUGAGAGCUGUGAGGUCUUGAGUGAGGAAGAGAGUAGAAGAGUGGAGAGAGAGAGUCCGAAGCGUAUAUUGCCAAGUAGAUUUGUCUAUCGUAACAAACAUGCGGGCCUCGUCGAUGACAAGGGUAACGCCUUGCCGGUUCGGGCUAAGGCUAGGCUUUGCCUGCAGGGCCACCUCUGCCCUGAUUCGAGAACAGGCCUUGUCCAAGUGGACAGCCCUACAGUUGAGAGAGUCUCCACUAUGAUAUUCCUUCAUAUGGCUAUCUCGUAUGGGUGGCUCCAACAUUGGCAUGUCGGUGACAUUUCGAACGCGUUCCUCCAAGGUGCCCCUCUCAAAGAUAAGGAACCCAUGUUCAUGCGUCCACCCAAACAGGGACUGGCAGGCGUGAAAUCGAAUCAGUUGCUUCGCCUGCUCAAACCCGUCUACGGACGGCCAGACGCGCCUAGGGCGUGGUACGAAGAGCUCGCUAAGGUCUUGACCCAGGAACUUGGUUUUACCAAAUCACAUAUUGACCCUGCACUUUUCAUGUUGAGAGAUUCCGAAGGAAAACUCAUUGGGUGCAUGAUCAUUCAUGUUGAUGAUCUUAUGGUUUGCCAUGACGGGUCGGAUCAUGCGAAGGAAGUGGUCAGUAGGCUGUGCAAGCGCUUCCCGUUCGGCACCUGGGAUAGGGUCCUUGAUAAGCCUGAGGGUGUUACUUACUGCGGUAAAGAAAUCAAGGUUGUCGAACAGAAGGGCGAGCAACAAAUCGUUCUGUCUCAGGAUGGUUUCAUAGAUGGCCGGCUUGAAGAAAUGGAAGUUAGUAGGGAUAGGCGCUUGAAUCCUGAAAGCUACGCUACUGAUGAAGAGAAGGCCAACUAUAGAUCCAUUGUUGGAAGCUUGCAGUGGUUGGCUACCCAGUCAAGGCCCGACAGUUCCUUCGAAACAAAUCAGCUGCAGAAACGUAUCUCUGCCAAUCGCAUGCAGCUUGUCUUCAAGAACUUGGGUAGGGACGCUCAGCUGAUCGUGUACACGGAUGCCGGUCUGUAUUCGAGCGUCGGUGUCGAGAUUGACGAGAGAGAGUGUGAUGACAUUUUGUUGUCGCAGAAAGAUCGCCGGUUGGUGUACUCUCAGAAAGGAGCGUUCGUUGGAUUCGUGAAACAGGGCUCGACUGAUGUGAAAGGGGUUCCUAAUCACAUCAACAUCAUAGACUGGCGCAGUAGUACGAACAAGAGAGUGAUCGAGUCCAGUUUUGCGGGAGAGACGCAUGCUGCUCUGAUGGCGCUCGGCAUGGGACAUUUUUGUCAGGUGUUAAUGUGUGAACUUCGUUAUGGGUCUCAGAUUGUGAGUAGUGUCGAUGAUGAUGGUUGGUGCGAUUUAAUGCCUAUGACUGUUGUUACCGAUUGUAAAUCUAUUUAUGACACGGUCCAUAAGGAUGGGCAGCACAUAUCUGACAAGUCGAGUGUGAUCCAUGCAGUGCUUCUCCGUCAGAUGCUUUCCACGCGGGGCGCAUCAGGUAAAGCCAGACUCCUUUGGGUUCCCACUAGGCAUCAGCUGGCUGAUGGUUUGACGAAGGGUGCUAGAUCAAAGGAUGUCAGGGAACAAAUCCGGUGCGGCGUGGUUUUUAAAGAAGAAGCUGCCAAGCGGAAGUGCUCAGAUCCAAAAGAGAUUUUGGUCAGUGUCGAUUUGGCUUAG